This is a messenger RNA of Setaria italica (foxtail millet), 1412 nucleotides long. RefSeq names its product LOB domain-containing protein 6. The record is from RefSeq and is a predicted model, not a curated record. NCBI's taxonomy places the organism in Eukaryota, Viridiplantae, Streptophyta, Magnoliopsida, Poales, Poaceae. Bases 248 to 1084 code for a protein of 278 amino acids. The transcript is spliced from 4 exons.
UUUCCUUUCUCCGCUCCACUCUCGCUCGGCCUUUUCUUUCCUAGCGGCGACGACAAGGGCGAGCAGCCACCCCCCUGGCCAGGUCUUUGCCGGGCGACCACCGGCCCUUCGUCGGGCGCCGGAGACGAGCAUCCGACAGACGACAGAGGUGUGCCUGCCUAUUCCCUUGCCCUUCCUACGGUGCGAAAUCGAACACCCAAAACCUGAUGUAUGCUACUUAUAUUUGGAUCUGACCAUAGGGAGAUCGAUGGCCGCCUCGUCGGCGUCGUCGGUGCCGCCGGCCUCCACGGGCUCCGUGGUCACCGUGGUCUCGCCGUCCACGGGCGGCGGCUCCAUCUCCGGCAGCUUGGGCGCCGGCGCAGGCUCGCCGUGCGCGGCGUGCAAGUUCCUCCGGCGCAAGUGCCAGCCGGACUGCGUGUUUGCGCCCUAUUUCCCGCCGGAGAAUCCGCAGAAGUUUGUGCACGUGCACCGUGUCUUCGGGGCCAGCAACGUCACCAAAAUCCUAAAUGAGCUCCACCCCUGCCAGCGCGAGGACGCCGUCAACUCGCUCGCCUACGAGGCCGACAUGCGCCUCCGCGAUCCCGUCUACGGCUGCGUCGGCGUCAUCUCCAUCCUCCAGCACCGCCUCCGCCAGGUCCAGCAGGAGCUCGCCCGCGCCAGCUACGAGCUGUCCAAGUACCAGGCGGCGGCUGAAGCGGCGGCGGCGGCGGCGGCCUCUGUGGCCGUGGGAUCCAAUGGCGCCGCGGCGGCAGGGAUGGCGGAUUUCGUCGGCAACCCAGUGCCCAACUGCACGCAGAACUUCAUCAACGUCGGCCAUCCCACGGCGGCGGCGGCGAUCGGCGGGGCUGGGUUCGUGCAGCACGACCAUUUCGCCUCUGUGCAGAUGCUGGCGAGGAGCUACGAUGGAGAAGCUGCGACGGCGAGGCUGGGUAUGAACGGAGGAGGAGGAGGCUACGGCUUCGCGUACUCAUCGGCCAUGGGCGCCGGGCACGGUGUGGUGUCUGGCGUGGGGCAGAUCGGCGGCGGACCGUUCUUGAAGUCCGGCACGGCCGGCGGGGACGAGCAACCCGCAGCCGCGCAGUAGUGGAGCAUCUAAUCUUUGUCAGGUUAUGACUUAUGAAGGAAAGAUCCAGAUGCUUAAUUAACUGCUUGAGGACGUGAAGACUAAAUUAUGUGCGAAGAUAAAAAAGAUUUCGAGCAUCCUUUAUGAGAUGGUAAAAGAAAGAAGUCCUUAUUUCCUAUUAUUUGUUUAAUUUGUUGAUGUCGUUGGCGUAGUCGGUUUGGACAACGCUCCAUAUUAUUUGUGUUUGUGUUGUGUUGUUGCUUUAUUGUCUAUGGACAUCAUAUUCCUGUAUAUGGAGCUUUGACAUUAAUUUACUGAAAAUAAUAUAAAGUUUGAAAUUGAUAAUUAA